This is a messenger RNA of Acanthosepion pharaonis, 723 nucleotides long. The record is from the annotation of a GenBank genome assembly. NCBI's taxonomy places the organism in Eukaryota, Metazoa, Mollusca, Cephalopoda, Sepiida, Sepiidae.
AUGACGCAAGACUUCUUACGCCUUUUCCUUAGUUUGAAUAAAUGGCUAUCUAUCUAUCUAUCUAUCUAUCUAUCUAUCUAUCUAUCUAUAUAUAUAUAUGAAUAUAAACUAAGAAAUAACCAAGAAGAAAUCAGAUACAUAUGUCUGGCAUCGUGCAUCUAUCUAUCUAUCUAUCUAUCUAUCUAUCUAUCUAUCUCAGUUCAUUAUCUAUCUAUCUAUCUAUCUAUCUAUCUAUCUAUCUAUCUAUCUAUCUAUCUAUCUAUCUAUCGCAGUUCAUUAUCUAUCUAUCUAUCUAUCUAUCUAUCUAUCUAUCUAUCAUCAAUUUUUUAUAUAUAUUCUUCACGUUUCCUGCAAUUCUUUUUUUGUCUGGAGAGAUCAACAAGAUGCCCGGAGAAGUCAGAGUUCCUCCUCCUCCUUUUGACUAAGGUUACUUUAGCCUGGUACCCGGACACAAACGUGGAGCAUCCGGUGGAAAGUGAACACAUUAGACGUUUUUCGGAUAAAUUUAACCAUUGCAUUACAAUGGCGCUUUCAAACAUCUAUCUAUCUAUCUAUCUAUCUAUCUAUCUAUCUAUCUAUCUCAGUCUGUUCAGAUCAACCUAUCUAUCUAUCUAUCUAUCUAUAGAAAGUGAUCUAUCUAUCUAUCUAUCUAUCUAUCUAUCUAUCUAUCUAUCUAUCUAUCUAUCUCGUUCUCUUCAUAUCUAUCUAUCUAUCUAUCUGUGA